Messenger RNA from Herpailurus yagouaroundi (jaguarundi), 1549 nucleotides. It is a transcript of the gene TMEM74, whose product is annotated as transmembrane protein 74. The record is from RefSeq and is a predicted model, not a curated record. Lineage: Eukaryota; Metazoa; Chordata; Mammalia; Carnivora; Felidae. The coding region runs from base 503 to 1420 and encodes 305 amino acids. The transcript has 2 exons.
AGCGGCGCGCUGAGGCUACAAGUGCCACGGCUGGUAAUCGGAAGACUUUCCCGUGGAGCCGCGCAGGAACAGGCGCGCGAUGCUCCAGCCGCACGUGGUGGUCAAAGCAGGGGAAACUUGCCUUCUUAUUUGAGGGAUCCUGUCACAGUAAUGUGUGAGUCCUUGGAUAAAUUUGGCUUGGUGACGGCAAUGCUUUCUUCAGAGACACUGCUACUUCCUCUGUGCUUCUUUUCUACCCUGACCUAAGUUUCUCAGUGUUAAUCCCGGUGAUAAGUCAGAGGAUUUGCCCUCUUCAUACUUUCUUGCCACUAGGUAUCCUCUCCUUUCUUUUACUCCUUUUAGAGGAAUUGGGGCUGAGGUGUCUACAGUUGUGGCUGAAAAGGAGAUGGGGACCUCAGGAGCGAUACUCUUGGUAGUGCAGCCUUAGCUCUUGUUGGGUUCUUAUCUGUGUUGCUGUUGGCAGAAUUCUCAGAAGCUGCUGGGGGAUGUCUGACUAGCUCCGAUGGAGCUCCACUCCCUUGCUAAGAAGAGCAGCCAGGCUGUCCUGUGCGAUGCUGGGGACUGGCAUUCAGGAGGCCCUCCUGAUAGCCAGGCAGAUGCAGUAGCCAUCAAAGCUGCUCUCUGCUGCCAGAGACACUGUACGUCAACACCAAAAGCAGCUGAGAUUGAAGGAUCUAAACUUAGUCCUUCUCCAGCAUCCCCCUCCUCCUCUUUGCAAGACAGAGUUAUUCAGACAGACUCCUUGCCACCAGGACCUCUCAACUCAGGGAACAACCAAAUAACAGCAGGGCGGAAAGUCUGCAACUGCUGCAGCCAGGAAUUAGAAACUUCUUUUACCUGUGUGGAUGAGAAUGUCAACUUAGAGCAAAGGAACCGAUGCUCCCCUUCAGCAAAAGGGAGCAAUCACCUGGGAGACGUUGGCUGGGGAAAUCCAAACGAGUGGUCCCAUGAGGCUGCCAUAUCCUUGAUAUCCGAAGAUGAGGAUGAUGUAAGUUCGGAAGCCACAUCUUCAGGGAGGUCAGUUGACUAUGGUUUCAUCAGUGCCAUCUUGUUCUUGGUCACUGGCAUCUUGCUGGUGAUCAUCUCUUACAUUGUUCCACGGGAAGUGACUGUGGAUCCCAACACCGUGGCGGCCCGGGAGAUGGAACGCUUGGAGAAGGAGAGCGCAAGGUUGGGGGCUCACCUGGAUCGCUGUGUGAUUGCGGGACUCUGCCUGCUCACUCUUGGGGGGGUCGUUCUGUCCUGUUUGCUGAUGAUGUCUAUGUGGAAGGGGGAGCUAUAUCGUCGCAACAGGUUUGCCUCUUCCAAAGAGUCUGCAAAACUCUACGGUUCUUUCAACUUCAGGAUGAAAACCGGCACGAAUGAAAACACCCUGGAACUGUCCUUGGUAGAAGAAGACGCUCUUGAUGUACAGAGUUAAUUCUGGUUGUGAACUUCUUGAGGGUCUGCGUUAGCAUUUUCUGUGAAAACCAACCAACCAACCACUUUUCUUAAAAUUAACAGUGCAGUUUAUUUGCUUGUCAGGAAAUGCUCAUUUCACAAACCAACA